UCGUCUCUCGGCCUCGCGCUCUAGCGCCCGUGCGGUGCGGUGACAGGCUUCGCCCAGGGGACAGGAGGAAGCCGGAGCGGCGCUGCCGGGCUUCGUGGGGUGCCGGGCUGGGCCCGCUCGCUACUGCCCCGGGGCCCUGCUGCCUCCCCAGCCCUGCCCCGGGGCGGAACCGAAGGAAGGAAGGAAGGUCAGGGCUGGCCGCCUCGUCGCGUCCCUCUGCUUCCCGCCGCAGUCGCUGUUCAGUCGGUGGCUCGCUGUUAGCUUGGACUCCAGCCACGUGCACCUUCAUGGCGGCCUCGCAGGUCCCGGGGGAGAAGAUUAGCAUCCUGGCGGAGGAGACAGCAGCCACGGCCAGGGACAGGGACCUGUUGGGGGACGACCGUCUGGAGUGGGACAGGCCUCUCCCGCGCUCCUGGAGGCAGAAGUGCGCCUCCUAUGUGCUGGCCCUGCGGCCCUGGAGCUUCAGCGCCUCCCUCACCCCGGUGGCCCUGGGCAGUGCCCUGGCCUAUAGAUCCCAGGGCGUCCUGGAUCCCAGGCUCUUGGUGGGUUGUGCCGUGGCCGUGCUGGCUGUGCACGGGGCUGGGAAUUUGGUCAACACUUACUAUGACUUUUCCAAGGGCAUUGACCACAAAAAGAGUGAUGACAGGACCCUGGUGGACCGGAUCUUGGAGCCCCAGGAUGUUGUCCGGUUUGGAGUCUUCCUCUACACUUUGGGCUGUGUCUGCGCCGCUUGCCUCUACUACUUGUCCACUCUGAAACUGGAGCACUUGGCUCUCAUCUACUUUGGAGGCCUGUCAGGCUCCUUUCUCUACACAGGAGGAGUCGGAUUCAAGUACGUGGCUCUGGGAGACCUCGUCAUCCUCAUCACCUUUGGCCCGCUGGCCGUGAUGUUCGCCUACGCUGUUCAGGUGGGGUCCCUGGCAGUCUUCCCACUGGUCUACGCCAUCCCCCUUGCCCUUAGCACUGAGGCCAUUCUCCAUUCCAACAACACCAGGGACAUGGAGUCCGACCGGGAGGCAGGCAUCGUCACUCUCGCCAUCCUCGUCGGCCCCACCUUCUCCUACAUGCUCUACAACAUGCUGCUCUUCCUGCCCUACCUCAUCUUCAGCAUCCUGGCCACACACUACAGCAUCAGCCUGGCACUGCCCCUGCUCACCAUUCCCAUGGCCUUCUCCCUUGAGAGACAGUUCCGAAGCCAGACUUUCAACAAACUGCCCCAGAGGACCGCCAAACUCAACUUGCUCCUGGGGAUCUUCUACGUCUUCGGCAUCAUUCUGGCACCAGCGGGCAGUCUUCCCAAACUCUAAGGGGACCAGGAGCUCCUCCAUCAGUAUGUCCCCCUAUCUGAGGCUGUGUUGAAGGCACAGCCUCAAGAGAGGUGAUUUGGCAGCGAGGGGCCUAAGGAUGGCUUAUGAACUCCCACCUGUUUUAAAUUAUUAAGUUCUUAAAGAUAAUGUUUUGUUCUGUUUUAUGGGGAAUCUUGAACCCACUGGUAUCAGAAGGUGAACUGGCUGUAUGGCCCUUGUUUUAUUUAUAAUUUCCACUAGAGGGUGUUGUUAGGUCACUUUAGAGGGGACUAAAAGGCCCAAGGACUUUGUGAAGGAGCCACCUGAGUUGGCCUCCAGUCCUGAAAGUCAUAGUAAUUGGGCCAAGUGUCCUCCUGUUAUCUUGGUCUUGAAGGAUAUGGUAAUGACUGGUGUCAGGCCCACAUGAUACCAAAGAGCGCCUUCCUCUGAGCAUAUGGGUCCUGAAAUAUACCACCAGAGAAAGUCCCUCAUUAACAGCCUAAAGUUGCUCUCGAGUAUUUACCUAAAUUGAGAUUCAGAGGUUUUUGUCCUUCAUCUCUCUUUUCACUUCUUGCUACUGUUGAGGAAAAGUGUCACAUCACCUGCAGCAAGACAAUCUAGAGGGGACCGGGAAGGGGAAAAAAAAAGACCCAUCCCUGGAGGCAGCUGGGAAAAUCACUCUGCUUCGGGAUAGAAAUGGGCAGAGCAGCUGUUCUCCCUCUGUAGAAUCUGCUGGAGUGACAGGAGUGGCUCCCAGCCCUUUCCACAACUAUUAGGAGCCCUGGAAUUUUAGAAGCACUGCUCUCCUUGCCAGCUACUUACCGCCCACAAGGCUUCUUCCUUCCCUGCCCCCAUUGCCUCUCCUAAUGCUCCCUGACUCCCACCCUCCAUUUCUAUCCGGUUCCCAUUUGUUUGCCUCCCAUCCCAGCAGCCUGUUUGCACAGCAGCUGAGCAACUGAGUCUGGGACAGUUGCCACUUUCUGCAUAGCCACAGGAUGAGGAGACCAGGGACACCAGCUUCUCCAUGAAGGAAUAAUCCAGUAGACAAACAGUCCUGACCCUGUUCAGACAAAUGAUAGGCCCUGCCAGGGAAGGAACUGUGUCUUCCUCCUUGAGGACAAAUGUGCAGUAUUGACACUACUUCUCCCAGAGGCUUCAGUUGCCUUGUGCAAAGAUACUUUGCACCCAGAAUGGGGGAAUUCCAACGUUGAUCAAAGCUGCUUUUUAUUUAGUUGCCUGUGAAAUAUAAUUUCUGGGCUAGAACUGCUCAGUUGCAUUUGGUCUGAGGUUGAAAUAGAUUGAGGCCAUCACGUUAUAUUUUUCUGCUGUGAUGAUAGCCAUUCUGAUAGCUGUUUCAGGGGCUUGGCCUGCAGAAAAUGACCUGAGAAGUAGUUCUUAAUCCUUAAAAUCAAGCUAAUUAUAUGAUUUGGCUCCUUGAGUUGGAAUUGGUCAGCUUACUUGGAAAACACAGAUCUGGAAAUUGCAAAAGUUCCUCUGAAGUUGAAGGUGGUUUGUCUGCAGAGAUCUGGAACCCUCAGAUAGUGGUCAGAGCCUGUAACAAGGGAAACAGCCCUUCUUCCCAGCACCAUUUUUGUGUUACACCAGGCUUGUGGCAUUUGGUGCUCACAGAGGUCCUCCCUUCAGAGACCAGCUCUUUGAGCACCUCCUCAGAGCAGGCUGUUUUCACAGAGGGCUCAGCCCUGAGGCUGUAGGACCAAGAACUUCCUGCGUUCAUCCAUAGACCUGACCCACCUUUGUAAGGGCUCCUGUUGGGGUGUCAGCCUCCGCAUUGUGUUCUGGUGCAGAUUUUAAUGCAGAUUUUUAUAUACAAAUAUUCUAAAAGGCCAAACUUGGUGCCAGGUUUUAUAUGCAGGUCACCAUAAUUUGUAUCACAUCCCCUGAUUCAAUGAAAGUUUUCUUUAGACUUGUUAAUAAAAAUUUUUUUUAUUAGUUUCUGUUUUU
This is a messenger RNA of Miniopterus natalensis, 3248 nucleotides long. RefSeq names its product UbiA prenyltransferase domain containing 1 (gene UBIAD1). The record is from RefSeq and is a predicted model, not a curated record. Gene Ontology annotation, biological process: vitamin K biosynthetic process; menaquinone biosynthetic process. Gene Ontology annotation, cellular component: Golgi membrane; endoplasmic reticulum. Gene Ontology annotation, molecular function: prenyltransferase activity. Lineage: Eukaryota; Metazoa; Chordata; Mammalia; Chiroptera; Miniopteridae.